Molecule: messenger RNA, 1398 nt
Organism: Panonychus citri (citrus red mite)
Lineage: Eukaryota; Metazoa; Arthropoda; Arachnida; Trombidiformes; Tetranychidae
Exons: 1
Coding region: 133-1221 (362 amino acids)
Source: RefSeq, a predicted model, not a curated record
UUGUCCUCACAAUUCAUUUAGCUGAACGAAAUCAUCUUCGUCAUUUAAUUUUUAUCCCAUUUUUUAGUUGUUUCCUUUUUAUCCUAAUAGUUUUGUGUUUAUUUUCUUGUGUCCAAGUUAAUUUUGUUAAUCAUGUUUUCGAACUUUUUUAAACGUCCUUCUAUUUACAUCUUUAUUUUCAGUCAUUGGAUUGCCGUAUCAUCAGGUAUGCUGGGAUUUGAUUGGUUGCGUCCUGUAACAAAAUUCUCUAUUGAUAAAACAGUAGAUUUAACCUCUGAGACAACAACGACUGCAAUACAAUCUUCAACACCUACAACAACUACAACAUCGUCAUCAACAUCAUUUACCAGUGAAUCGCCAGAAACAACAAAGAAUUCGAAUACAGAAUCACCCAUGGAUAAGAAAUCAGAAUCAACAGAAGCAUUGAAAACAUCUACAACAACAGAAUUAUCGAAAACCGAUGAAUGGCCUGAAGAUCAUGAUGAUAAUCAUGGUGCAUCUAAUAAGGAAGAUGAAUCGCGGCAAUCAUCAACUACAACUGUAUUUUCGACUACUACUCCUUUUACUACAACCACCGUUACAACACAACCCCCUACCACCACUACUACUGAACCUACACCAACAACUACACCUUCAUCAACCACAACCACUUCCACUGAAACUUCAACCACAACUAUUAGUCCAACUACUGAAGAUCCAAUCACAUCGUCAGCUAAUUCAAAAGAUAAAGAAAAUAGUCAUUCCUUUCGUGGCGCUCCUAAUAAUGAUGCCAAUAGUAGUACUAGUACUGUCGACCCUUCUGAUUCUGGCAAACCUGAUCUCAAUGAUAGCAUCGCAACGCCAACACCACUUCAAAGUAACGAAAGUUCGAAGCCUGUGGUCACCCAGGAAGUAAAUAAUAAAUCUAAUUCAUCUGAUUCCAAUUUAUCUCCUGACGAGAUUGCCUCAGCAUAUGAUAUCUCUCGAGAUCAACGAGCCAUUGGAAAGGAAGAUGGAACCAAAUCCAGUGAAACAAUUACAACUGUCUCAACCUCUACAAUGGAAAAUGUUACAAUUAUAGUUAACACAACAACCAGUCUGAUUCCUACAACGAGUCAAUCAAUCGUUGCAAUUGAAUCAAUUGCAAGGAGAGUAAAUACAAGUUCAGCCAAUUCAAUUGGAUCAUUUCAAUUUUUAUCCAUUCUAUUAUUUUCCCUGUUAAUUACACAAAUUUCUCUCUAAAAUUGUUUAACAUUUUAACCCAAUAAUUAUUUAAUUUACAAAUGUAAUUAUCGAAAGAAACAAAAUUUAUAUUCACUCAUAUGUAUAAGAAAAACACUUUAGCAGCAAAAUGCUGUGUGUCAAUUUUUUGAUCAAAUUAUUUUAGAUUAACAAUAAAAAUUUAUUCUUAAUACUGAA